Messenger RNA from Branchiostoma belcheri (Belcher's lancelet), 3153 nucleotides. RefSeq names its product hepatocyte nuclear factor 1-beta-A-like. The record is from RefSeq and is a predicted model, not a curated record. The transcript is spliced from 4 exons. Gene Ontology annotation, cellular component: nucleus. Gene Ontology annotation, molecular function: double-stranded telomeric DNA binding. Gene Ontology annotation, biological process: positive regulation of DNA-templated transcription. Bases 498 to 1988 code for a protein of 496 amino acids. NCBI's taxonomy places the organism in Eukaryota, Metazoa, Chordata, Leptocardii, Amphioxiformes, Branchiostomatidae.
AAGGGCAUAAAAGUCCUUGGGCUUUUAUGUGGGAAAGGCUGCUCCUGGCUAGAGGCGAUCUAAUUGAACUACUUUGCAUAAUUGCAAUGCCAUAGCAGCUGCAUACAGGCCCAGUCCACUCCAGCUGAGGUGAAAAGGUCAGGCUUCCGAAAAUUCAAGUGGAGGGGCCAGGCAGGGGGGUUAACCCCCGGCCUCACCAACCAGAACCACUCUAUAACUGUCAAAAACACAUGCAGCACGGGCUUGACCCACUCUCCAGCUGGCAACCUGCGCGUAGAGAGGCCCCGGAACACCCCUCCCCCUCUGGGCGAAUGGUAUCGUCCUGACCUGAUUAGACAUUUGAAUUUAAUUAGGCAUAAAUUCUGUGUGGCACAAGAGCAGAGCCCAGUGGAAGAGCAGGCAGCUGGCAGCACCGCACGCUUGUUGUGUCACAUACGUGCGUACGUACGUACAGUUCCUGACACUGACAGUCUUUCCCACCACCACAGCACAACAACAUGCAGACCACCGGGGAUAUCCUACAUCAGGACACCACAGGAUUGGACCUCCGCACGCUUGUCAACUCCAACGUUCCCGCCAGCCAGGGUUACGACAUGAGCGUGGUGCCCCCGGCCAACGACAGCCCGCUGUCAUGCGGCGAAAACAUGGACACGGCCGCGGACAUGCAAGACAUCGACGAUGAGGUGGAACAACUUCUCCGAAUACCGCAGGACGACCUUGCGUUGUUGAUCUCCGACUACCUGGACAGACACAACGUGAAACAGUCGACGAUCGCGGACCAGGCCAAACUGGGGAAGGCCCACCUGUCCGUGUUCCUCCGCGGGAAGGAGCGGAUGCGAGGGUACAAGCGGAGGCAACUCAUCACGUGGUUCGUGCGCCACAGAAGGAUGGCUCCUCAGAACGGCGCCUUUCCAUGCGUUGGGAACCACCUGUUCCUGAGAGGACCCCUGCGUGGCCCGCGGAAACGGCGCUUCACGUGGCCCGCCGAGGCGCUGACCAUCCUGGAGAAGUUCUACGAGACCAACCCGUACCCGACCGUGCACGACUACCAGAUCAUCAUCGCGUCCCUCGGACCCGUCGGCUGCAGCCCCACGCCCGACCAGGUGCGGUUCUGGUACCAGAACCGACGCCGCAAAGACGAGAGCUCCGUCAUCGUACAGCGGAGGAAGCUCGUCAGAGGUUAUGGGGAUGACCUGUUGAUGUCCCCUGUUAGCACCGUGCCAUCCGCCUUCCCACACAGCGUCAACAACACGUUCCAAACCCCCGACAUGGGAAAAUCCGACCCCGAAGCUGCCCUGAUCCAGGCCAUGCCCCUCCCCUCGUCCACAACGCUGGUUCCACCAAUCCCGCGCCUUCAACAGGUCACCAUGGCAACAGCCCUACCCAAUCAGAGUCAUCAGAGUCCCAUCGUGUCCAGCAUACAGCCGCGAAUCACCAUGCCUCUCACGGCGAGAAGAAAAGCCCCGCUCAUGGCGCCUGUGCUCCCGGUGACGACCGCGGGAGUGACAGCAGUGCCCAACAACGUACCCCAACGUCAGAACGGCACCGACUCUCUUCUCACUGUCCCCGUGAUCGGAACUCUCGGAAACACAACAAACAGCCAGCCCCUCGCGCUGACGUCACCUAAACCGUCUACCCACCCCGCCGCUGUGGUGCCACCCUCAACCGCACCGACGACACCCGCAGCAGCAACAACAACAGCCUCCACCACACCGCAGGCCCAGCCUACAGACCUCUCCAUGACGGCAGCCGCCUGCGCGAUUCUGUCUCAGGCAGCUGGCUCGCCGCUGAUGACCAUCGCAGACUACAUGCAGCAGAUGCAGCAGCUGCAGCUAGACAUGUUUAAGAAGCAGCUGUUGGACCAGCUCAGCCAAAACGCGCCCAUGGACCUCUCCAGCAAGAAGCUCGCGGACGCAUCCACACAGACCGAGGGGAAAUGUGUCAUCAUCAAAGAAGAACCCAGCAACCCAAACCAACAAUUCCAGUAAGAACUUUUUAAAAAAGUAAAGAAAAAAAACUAACUUAUUUUCCUGUUGCCCACUUAUGGAUUAUUUCUCCACAGAUUUAUAAAAUCAUGUUGUUGUAUCCUUGUUCAGUAUUGUAAAUUAACAAGGUUAAAUUUUGCCCAGGAGUUGUUUAUUUAUGACAAUGUCCUGAUGAGCCUUGCCUUAACCUCUGAGGUAGUUCUGUUCCUGUUAGACGAUUGCUGACAAAGACUGUAUAUAUUAACAGAAUCUGCAAACAGUUUACAAGUGUGUGCCUCUAUGUACAAGUUACAGACCGUGUCUCCGGUAUCAUUGAUAAAUGGUGUUUGAAUAGACCAUGACAGUGACAAAUAUGUGUCAUUCUCCACUUGACUAGCCCUGAAAAAGGCACCACCUAUUGUCAUUAAACAACAUGAAUAAGAGAUGAUCUUUUGUUACUCAUCUUAUAUCCAUUAACAGUAAUUGGUCUAUUGCCAAUUGGCGAGGUUCAAAAAAAAAAACUGUGUCAUACUAUUUCUCACAAACAUUAAAUUAUAAAUGUUUUAAGUUCAUGUACCUAUGUUUUACAUCAAUAAAUGUGGACUACUGUUGGGCCCUACAUUAGUAUUACUUAGUACUAGUACUUUGUCAGUUCUAACAGUAAUGUAAGUGAGUUGUCCAGGCUUCAGACUUAGAUUCAAUGGUACAAAUGUAGGCUGUGAUCAACAGCAACAACAAUACAAACAUGUUGAAAACUGCUGAGCCAGUCAUGUGUGCUCUGUUUGAGUUAAAAGUAUUGUUCAGUACUUGUUUUACCGUAAAUCUUCUAACUUUGUCUUCCCUAUCAAUGUUGCAGGAAUUGUUAAAAAAUAAUAUACUUUACUGUUGUUUUUGAGUACCAUUUUAUGAGACUGUUCUGUACCGUUCGUAAAUACUUUCCUUAGGUGGACCUGUGGCAUUGAGUUGUUAUUAGACAGUUUACAGUACAUGUUGGUGGUUUUGUUGGAGUACGAAUGUCUGUAAUGUUUUCUUCAACUCAAUAAUUCAUGUGGAAUGAGAUCCUGACUAGCACUGAGAGACAACUAGUCUGUUCUAAACACACAUCAACAAACAAUGUUCAAUGUUUUUUUGGCAAUAAAAAUGUCUGGUUUAAUAAUACAAACUGUGAAGUCAUUAUUCAUUUGCACUG